GUCAAAAUUGACGGACGCGGAUUGCAAGAGAAUCGGAAUCAAAACAGAAAAUACAAAAAUAUUUAUUUGUUAGAUAUUAUUAUUUUAUAUUUCAUAUAAAAUGUUUGCUGAAAAAGUUAUGGAGUUGUUGAAAGAAGCAGAAAGAAAUCCUGACACCAUCGACCCAUUCAAUGAUGAAAAAAUGCGUCAAAUAUUGGAAGAAAUGCAUUUAUUAUUUAAAAUGAAUAUGAAUGACGCUAAUGCAACAACAGAGAACAAAUCACUGUGGACCACAGUGCAAGUGCGGCACUCAGCAUUAGAGCGCAACAAGCGGUGUCUCCUAGCACACCUGUACGAUAGAAUGAACAAGAUCAAGACGCUUCGGUGGGAGUUCGGCUCAGUACUGCCUCCAGAUGUUAGAGAAUUGCUUUCGGAUGAGGAGUACCAGUGGUUCAGUAAAUACUCAACAAAUCUGGCAUCUUAUAUGAGAUCCUUAGGACAGGACAUAGGCUACAGCGGCAUAGACCUUACAGAGAACUUGAAACCUCCAAAAUCCCUGUACAUAGAAGUUUUAUGCAUGACUGACCACGGCAAGCUGGAGUUGGAAGACGGUGACGUCAUCACAUUGAAGAGGAACAGUCGACACUUCCUCCCCACUGCGGAAUGUCAAACACUCAUAAGACAGGGGAUAUUAAAGCAAAUUGUAUGAUAUAAGUGGAAUGUUAGAAUAAAU
Molecule: messenger RNA, 712 nt
Organism: Ostrinia furnacalis (Asian corn borer)
Lineage: Eukaryota; Metazoa; Arthropoda; Insecta; Lepidoptera; Crambidae
Product: DNA replication complex GINS protein PSF1
Exons: 4
Coding region: 101-688 (195 amino acids)
Biological process (GO): DNA replication; DNA strand elongation involved in mitotic DNA replication
Cellular component (GO): GINS complex
Source: RefSeq, a predicted model, not a curated record